GCGGAGAGUGGCAGAACGAGGGUAACGUAGCAAGCUUAGGGUUACGCUUCGUGCAAUUGCGGCGUGGUUCUCUUUUUCUCCAUCUCGAGAGGUUCAUUUUGAGGAUUGUCUAAUUUCUAAAAUCAGUCGAGAUGGUGAAGUUCACAGCCGAAGAACUCCGUCGCAUCAUGGACAUGAAGCAUAACAUCCGCAACAUGUCUGUCAUUGCACAUGUCGAUCAUGGUAAAUCAACCCUCACUGAUUCUCUUGUUGCUGCUGCUGGAAUCAUCGCACAAGAAGUCGCCGGAGAUGUUAGGAUGACUGAUACUCGCCAAGACGAGGCUGAACGUGGUAUUACAAUCAAAUCCACUGGGAUUUCCCUUUACUAUGAGAUGACAGAGGAAUCUCUAAAAAACUACAAGGGCGAAAGGAGUGGAAAUGAAUAUCUAAUCAACCUCAUAGAUUCACCUGGGCACGUUGACUUUUCUUCCGAGGUCACAGCGGCUCUUAGAAUCACUGAUGGAGCAUUAGUCGUCGUGGACUGUAUCGAAGGCGUUUGUGUCCAGACUGAAACUGUGCUCAGGCAAGCUUUGGGUGAAAGAAUUAGGCCCGUAUUGACUGUCAACAAGAUGGAUAGGUGUUUCUUGGAGCUUCAGGUUGAAGGGGAAGAAGCCUAUCAAACAUUCCAACGCGUCAUCGAGAAUGCCAAUGUUAUCAUGGCAACCUAUGAAGAUGCUCUUCUUGGUGACGUCCAAGUGUAUCCAGAGAAGGGUACUGUGGCAUUCUCUGCAGGUUUGCAUGGUUGGGCAUUCACUCUGACCAACUUUGCCAAAAUGUAUGCUGCCAAAUUUGGAGUCGAUGAGUCAAAGAUGAUGGAGAGGCUCUGGGGUGAGAAUUAUUUCGAUCCAGCUACCAAGAAGUGGACUACUAAGAAUACAGGAUCUGCUACCUGUAAGCGUGGCUUCGUCCAGUUCUGCUACGAACCAAUCAAGCAGAUUAUUAAAACUUGCAUGAAUGAUCAGAAAGACAAGUUGUGGCCGAUGUUGCAGAAGCUCGGCGUGACGAUGAAAUCCGAUGAGAAAGAGCUGAUGGGCAAAGCUUUGAUGAAGCGAGUCAUGCAGACUUGGCUUCCGGCGAGCACGGCUCUGCUGGAGAUGAUGAUCUUCCAUCUUCCGUCUCCUUCCAAGGCGCAGAGAUACCGUGUGGAGAACUUGUAUGAGGGUCCUCUCGACGAUGUAUACGCUAAUGCCAUCAGAAAUUGUGACCCAGAAGGCCCCCUCAUGCUGUACGUUUCGAAGAUGAUUCCAGCUUCCGACAAGGGCAGGUUCUUUGCAUUUGGCCGGGUGUUCUCCGGCAAGGUAGCUACCGGGAUGAAGGUCCGGAUCAUGGGGCCGAACUACGUGCCAGGGCAGAAGAAAGACUUGUACGUCAAGAGCGUCCAAAGAACUGUCAUCUGGAUGGGCAAGAAACAGGAAUCAGUGGAGGAUGUCCCCUGUGGAAACACAGUCGCCAUGGUCGGUCUGGAUCAGUUCAUCACAAAGAAUGCAACUCUGACAAACGAGAAGGAAGUGGAUGCGCAUCCUAUCAGGGCCAUGAAGUUCUCUGUCUCCCCCGUCGUGCGCGUCGCCGUGCAAUGCAAGCUCGCGUCGGACCUGCCUAAGCUCGUGGAAGGAUUGAAGCGCCUAGCCAAGUCAGACCCCAUGGUGCUGUGCACGAUAGAGGAGUCCGGCGAGCACAUCAUCGCCGGAGCCGGGGAGCUUCACCUCGAAAUCUGCUUGAAGGACCUGCAAGAUGAUUUCAUGGGAGGAGCCGAGAUCGUGGUAUCCGACCCGGUCGUUUCCUUCCGAGAAACUGUGCUCGAGAAGUCAUGCAGGACCGUGAUGAGCAAGUCCCCCAACAAGCACAACCGCCUGUACAUGGAAGCGCGGCCCAUGGAAGAGGGUCUCGCCGAGGCAAUCGACGACGGGCGCAUCGGUCCGAGAGACGACCCCAAAGUGCGGUCCAAGGUCCUUUCGGAGGAGUUCGGCUGGGACAAGGAUUUGGCCAAGAAGAUUUGGUGCUUCGGCCCCGAGACCACCGGCCCCAACAUGGUGGUCGACAUGUGCAAGGGAGUUCAGUACCUCAACGAGAUCAAGGACUCCGUCGUGGCCGGCUUCCAGUGGGCAUCCAAAGAAGGAGCACUCGCCGAGGAAAACAUGCGAGGAAUCUGCUUCGAGGUGUGCGACGUCGUCCUCCACGCCGACGCCAUCCAUAGAGGCGGCGGGCAGGUCAUCCCCACCGCGAGAAGGGUCAUCUACGCUGCCCAGCUGACGGCCAAACCAAGGCUUCUGGAGCCUGUCUACCUAGUAGAAAUCCAGGCCCCUGAACAGGCUCUCGGUGGCAUCUACGGCGUGCUCAACCAGAAACGAGGCCACGUCUUCGAAGAGAUUCAAAGGCCCGGCACUCCUCUGUACAACAUCAAGGCCUACCUCCCCGUCAUCGAGUCUUUCGGAUUCUCCAGCACGCUGAGAGCCGCCACCUCCGGCCAAGCAUUCCCCCAGUGCGUGUUCGACCACUGGGACAUGAUGUCUUCUGACCCGCUCGAGUCAGGGUCGCAGGCAGGGCAACUGGUGGCCGACAUCCGCAAGAGGAAGGGGCUGAAGGAGCAAAUGACUCCCCUCUCUGAGUUCGAAGACAAGCUCUAGACCUUCAAGUUUCAACUUCACCUCACUUCCUGAUUACCCUUUUCGCGCAUUGGGAUUUUGGUUAAUGUUUUCGAGUUUAUUUUACGGUGCAGGUUUCCCUUUUCUGAGAGUAAUCAUUCUGGAACCGAGUUAUGUUUUCUUAGGCGAGCAUCUGAUGCUCUGGUUAUUUAUGUUUUGAGCAGAGUAAUUGCGAUUUCCAUUUAA
Messenger RNA from Zingiber officinale, 2867 nucleotides. RefSeq names its product elongation factor 2-like. Gene Ontology annotation, cellular component: cytosol; ribonucleoprotein complex. The transcript has 3 exons. Lineage: Eukaryota; Viridiplantae; Streptophyta; Magnoliopsida; Zingiberales; Zingiberaceae. Bases 132 to 2663 code for a protein of 843 amino acids. The record is from RefSeq and is a predicted model, not a curated record. Gene Ontology annotation, molecular function: ribosome binding; GTPase activity; translation elongation factor activity. Gene Ontology annotation, biological process: translational elongation.